GUUAAAGAACGACAGCGAUGCUAGCUUGUCCAUUUAUUAUGCCACUCCCAGAAACCCAAACCCACGCCGGAUGAAUUCACCACCGAGCCGUGCACCCGUAUUCCACAGUUGGCCCACGAACCCGGCAGCACCGUUCGCUAGUGUACCGAUGUCCGCAACCGACGAGUAAGUGGUGGCCUCGGCUGGCACAGGAAAUGCUGCUACUUGCCCCAUCAUGCUCAUCAUCAGCAGCAGCAGCAGCAGCAACAGCAACGAAACCGUCAUCCGUGGCUUGACGUGCGAUCACGCUGAUGAUCGGGCACUUCUCACUCAUUCAAUCCACCGGUCGGCUGACCGGUGAAGCUGACGCGAUUGGAUUAGGAAUAAUGCGGUUCAUACGGUUCCUAACGUUAGAUUCCAUAUGCUCGAUGUUGAUGCUACACAUGCUCGUUCGCUCUUCGCUGUCUUUUACACAUUGCUUUCGCAUCGGUGUGCCUGUCUGCCUGUCUGCGCUUAUACAAUCAUGAUGAUGGUACCGAUGGUGCUGGCAAGGCGUAUCCAGCUCGUCAACAUCAGCCCCGAGCAGGCCCAGCAGUACAUCACGCAGCAGAGCCUGGACCUGGCGUACGCACCGAAGCUCGGUGAGCAUCCGGUGGCCCGGACCCUAUACUACAAUGGGCGCCUCAUUGACAAUCUGGACGAUUACGUCGAGGAGGAGUACAGUGCGAAGCAGUUCCAUGGACAGGAUGGUCUCGGAAGGGCGAUGUUUGGCUAUAGUGACCACAACCAGGCCCGGCUAGAGGCACGCAACGCCAACGGUGAGGUCCGUGGCUCCUACCAGUACGUCAAUCCGGACGGUGAGGACUACAUCGUGCACUACUGGUCGGAUGGACUCGGGUUCCAUCAGGUGGACAACCGACAGAUCGAGCUUCCACAGCCCGUCCAAGAGACUCCGGAGGUGCGUGAGGCACGUCUGGCGCAUAUGCGUGCCUGGGAGGAGGCGGCCAGCCUCGCUCGUGCCAAUCCCGAUGUCUCAUCCGAUGACGGAUCGUACAAGGGUACCUUCCAGAGCAAUGGUGUCGAGGAGGAUGAUGAAAGUGAACCGAUGACGGCCUUGUCCAACCAACACCAGAGUUUGAUCCGCUAUCCGAGUCUACCGUACACGGAACACAUUGCACCGGAGUCAGCGGCACCGCUCAGCGAUGAAGGUGUUGUCGUGGAAGCUGUUCGUAGCCUUACCAAGCGCCAGAGCACCGAUUCUGACGCCGUUCUAUGGGAUGAACAAGCCGGAACGGAACCGGCGGGAGAACCGAAAGGUUUCUUCUACAGCUUCGACUAUCCGGUUCAGCUGAUAGCGGAAACGGCGGCCAAGCGGGCACGGGAUGCUGCUGCUGGUGGACGGCUCACUCCUCAAGCGUCGGAUGUUGUGGAAUCGAAGGAACCGGUACCGGUAUCGGAGCCAGUGGAUGAUCGAAUUUCGCUGAAGGCCGUGCUCAGUGGUGAGCCGCUCGUCGAUGCUGUACACGAUGCGCAAGUCUCACCGAAACAGAAGCUUCAGGCCAUCCAGGCUUAAGGAACCCGCAGAGGAGCCUCCAAGUUGACCCAGUCCGCUCAGGAUGACUGGAUAAACGAUUAUUGAGGAAUGGAAACCGAACGAUCAACCUCUUGAUAAGCCGAUUCUACUCAGUAGCAUUUCAGCCACGCAUCCAACGUCUCAGCCUCUUCACGACAACCCAGAGAUCUCGCAACGCGUCGCACAUCUCCGUGCCCCUCCAUAUGGCCAAUCCCAGUUCCGUGGUCGAGUCCGAGUCAGCCAGCUUCUAAAUCAAACGCGAACGCAACAAUAAAUACAUCGAGAAUAAACAAAAACAAA
Messenger RNA from Anopheles darlingi, 1852 nucleotides. RefSeq lists its product as uncharacterized. The record is from RefSeq and is a predicted model, not a curated record. Gene Ontology annotation, molecular function: structural constituent of chitin-based larval cuticle. Bases 401 to 1552 code for a protein of 383 amino acids. The transcript has 5 exons. Lineage: Eukaryota; Metazoa; Arthropoda; Insecta; Diptera; Culicidae. Gene Ontology annotation, cellular component: chitin-based extracellular matrix.